Molecule: messenger RNA, 3495 nt
Organism: Fukomys damarensis (Damara mole-rat)
Lineage: Eukaryota; Metazoa; Chordata; Mammalia; Rodentia; Bathyergidae
Product: histone acetyltransferase p300-like
Exons: 4
Coding region: 209-1432 (407 amino acids)
Biological process (GO): positive regulation of transcription by RNA polymerase II
Cellular component (GO): histone acetyltransferase complex; transcription regulator complex
Molecular function (GO): zinc ion binding; histone acetyltransferase activity; chromatin DNA binding
Source: RefSeq, a predicted model, not a curated record
UGGCCUCUGCCUCUUCCUGCUCGCGCGGCUUCCUGUCUGCCCGGGCUUGGAGCUGCUCUGCUCGCCAUAUUGUUUGCUUUCAAGUCAGCGGAUCACGAAGUGAAACCGUUUCCUUUGUGAUCUGCCUCAUUGCUGGCCUCCUACCAACUCCCUGCCUCCAUCAGGGACCCUGACCCUCUUAUCCCCUGUGAUCAGAUCUGUGAUCAGGAUGAGUUCUUCACCCUCGGAAGAAACAAAUGCCUGGAGUUCCCUUCAGGCUGAUGAGCCCAAUGACUCCAUCUACCGGUUUGUCUAUACCUGCACUGAGUGCAAGGAACAAGUGGACACACACUGGCGCUGUACAGUCUGCCAGGAGUAUAUCCUGUGUGUCUCCUGCUAUCCCAAUAAGAACCAUGACCACCCAAUGGAGAAACUGGGACUUGGCUUGGAUGAUGAGAGCAGCAAGCAGCAGCUUGGGGCUGCCCAGAACCCAGGAGAAUCUUGCUGCCUGAGCAUCCAGCGCAACAUCCAGUCCCUGCUCCAUGCCUGCCAGUGCCGUAAUGCCAACUGCUCCCUGCCCUCCUGCAAGAAGAUGAAGCGGGUCAUCCAGCACACCAAGGGCUGCAAACGGAAGAACAGUGCUGGAUGUGCAGUGUGCAAGCAGCUUGUUGCACUCUGCUGGUACCAUGCCAGGAACUGCCCAGAAGACAACAAGUGCUUUGUACCCUACUGCUUCACCAUCAAGCAGAAGCUCCAGCAACCACAGCUGCAGCUCAGGAUCCAACAGGCCCUGAUGCUGCGCAGAAUGACGGCCAGCACCGAUCCAGACCCUCUGGUCCCCUGUGAUCUCAAUGAUGCUCAGGAGGCGGGAACAAGUGCCCGGAGCUCUUUUCAUUCUGAGCCCAGUGGCCCACCCCCUGUGUUGCGGAGGAGCAGCACCCGCAAUGUCCCCUACAUCUGCAGUGAGUGUAGGCAGGAAGUGGAGACACGCUGGCGCUGCACUGUCUGCCAGGAAUAUGUCUUGUGUGUCCCCUGCUAUUACACUAAAAAUCAUGACCACAAGAUGGAGAAAGUAGGUCCUGGUGUAGAUGGUGAGAGCAGCAACCAGCAGGGUGCAGCCAUCCAGAACCCGCGAGAUAUUCACCGCCAAAGGAUCCAGCGCAGCAUCCAAUCUCUGAUCCAUGCCCGGCAGUGCCGUGACUCCACUUGCUCCAUGCCAACCUGUAAGAAGAUGAAGCGAGUUGUAGAACAUACCAAGAACUGUAGGCGAAAGGCAAUUGGUGGGUGCCCCGUCUGCAGGCAGCUCAUUGCCCUCUGCUGCUACCAUGCCAAGCGUUGCCAGGAGAAUAACUGCCCUGUGCCGUUCUGCUUCAGAAUCAAGCAAAAGCUCCGGCAACAGCGGCUGCAACGCCAGCGGUCUAGGAUGGUGCGCAGGAGGAUGGCCAGCAUGUAGCUUACCUGUGUAGUGGGGCAGCAACAAGGCCUGCCCUCCCCCACCCCUGCCACUCCAACCUCGGCAACCACACAAUAGCUAACAACCCUGCAGCUCACCCCUUCCAGAAACAGCCCUGGUGACACUCCAACCUCUUUACUGAUGCUUGGCCACUCCUGUCAGUGCCCCCAUCUACAGCAUUAGAAAUGACAGUGCAGAUUCAGACAGCAGCCGAGACACUGUAAAUUGUGCAGAGGCCAGUCCAGCACCAGAUGCCCCUCAUGAGUCCCGUGACCCAACCUUCCUGCCACAACCAGAGGUCCCAGUGGGCAUCUGGGCCCAAGGAAGACUGCCUAAUCCCCAGCAACUCCAGUCCAGGGUGCCAAGGCCAGCUAUGACGUCUGUGGCCCAACAGAGGAAAGCCCUUGAACAUGGCUCCACGGCCAGGAUCAGGCCAGGAAGGUAGGUGUGACCACUCAAACCAGGCACUGUGUCUCAACAAGCCUUACAAAACCUGCAGACACUCGGGCCUCCCAGCUCUCCCCUACAGCAGCAACCCUUGUGCCCACCCCAAGCUGUUGGUUACAUUCACGAAACAGUGGGAUCCACACAUGCCAACUCUAAUCCAGCCUCUCACUGGACAGCCUAGCAUGGCCCCAUGGACAGCCAGAGGUGCAGUCACCAGCCAUGCCAGGUCAGCAGGGCGUCUGUUCCAGUCCAGCCAUGUAGAACAUGAGUCCCAUGCAGGCAGGCGUGCAGAGGGCUGGUCUGGCCCAGCAGCAGCCUCAGCAGCAACUCCAGCCACCAUGAGAGUUGAGACCCCAGGCCCUUCCAGUGGAUGUGAACACAGCAGCCUGUCUUCUCAGUUGUGGGACAUGUUGAGACAACAGCAGGUGAUGUGGCAGCAGCAAACAGAAUCACAUGCAGCAGAUGCAACAAGAGAACGUCGGACAGAUGGGGCAGCACAGUCCCCCCUCCCAGGCCUUGGGAGCAGAGAGGUAGGAGCCUGUCUGUAGGCCUAUCAGAAGCGACUCCAGCAACAGAUGGGGUCCCCUCACCCCAACCCUGUGAGCCCCCAGCAGCACAUGCUCCCAAGCCAGGCUGAAUUCCAACACCUCCAAGGUGAUCCCUAGUUCUCAACAAUCAAGUGCAUCCCUCUCCUGCCCAUCCCUUUUUGUGGCUACAAUUUCAGAUGCCCCCCAUCCUGUCCCCAACCCUGAGGAUACAGCUUCAGCUUUCUCCACACCAUGUUUCCCCACAGACCAGUUCCCCACGUCCUGGUCUGGCUACUGCCCAGGCCGCCAACCCCAUGGAACAAGGGCAUUUUGCCAGACCAGAAUCCGAUGCUCUCAGCUUGCUAGCCAUCGAGGCAUGGCAAACCAUGGUGCAAGCACCAUGGACCUGGGACUCAGCACCGAUAGCUCAGAUUGAAUUCAGAUCUCUCACAAAAUAACACCAGACCUCUUCAGAUACCUGGUUGUAUUUUGGGAGCAGAAAAUUAUUUUCUCUUAAAGACUUUUUGAACUGAACACAGUUUUUUGGAAUCUUUCUUAGCCUAUGAAACAGUUUUUCCUUAGGAUACCUAAAGAACUGUGCAGUAGUCAUUUGUGGAGGUUUUUUAAUUUGUUUUCAUUUCAUUUGCAGUAUUGGGGGAUGAACCCAGGGCCUUUGCACUGAGCUACAUCCCCAGCCUAGUUACCAUGUUUUGUAGCCAAGUCUCAGUAAGUCACUGAGAAGUUGCCCAAGCUGGGCUCGAAUUCAUGAUUGUCCUCCCUCAGCCUCCCAGGUUCCUGGGAUUCAGGCGUGCCACUUUGCCCAGUGCCAUUUGUGGUUUAAAGCAAACAUGCUAGGUGAGCCUGAGGGAUGCUAGAGUACUAGGAAUAUAUUUCUUCUGGCUGCUUCCCCAGCCUUUUUCCCCCCUUGGGUGUGUGCUUUGUGUGUGUGGGUGUGUGCUUUGUGUGUGUGUGUGUUUGUGUGUGUGUGUGUGUGUGUGUGUGGUGUGCUCUGGGAGGAGGCUGAGGUCAAGCCCCCAUAUGCUCCUGUGUUGCACCUCUAAUAGGUUUUAUUAGUUUUUUAAAAUUAAA